Ornithodoros turicata is the source of this 3654-nucleotide messenger RNA. RefSeq lists its product as uncharacterized. Gene Ontology annotation, molecular function: protein binding. The transcript is spliced from 4 exons. NCBI's taxonomy places the organism in Eukaryota, Metazoa, Arthropoda, Arachnida, Ixodida, Argasidae. Gene Ontology annotation, cellular component: plasma membrane. The record is from RefSeq and is a predicted model, not a curated record. Bases 238 to 3141 code for a protein of 967 amino acids.
GAUCCGACGGCGAUUUCUCACUGGUUUCCGCUCUUUGGGAAGCGGCUGUCGUUGAGUCUGCCGUGUGUGUCAGUCUGUCGUUAAGUCUGUGCUUCCGAGAUGUAAAUUUGGCGAGGAACAGGUGUGUAGGUCACUGGAACUAGCCACAGGGACGGGAGAGACAUGGAAGAGAUUGUACCGCCUGAAGACGCUGACAGCGCCCGCCACGGUUGCUGCAGCGGUACAAGCUAGAGUGUCAUGGCCUGCCCACCUUCUGCUCGACGAUCGCUGGCCAUCGUGCUUCUUGCGUGCGCCACACUCGUCCACGGUCGCUGCACCUUAUCGGACUUGUCAUGUGGUAACGGCAAGUGUGUCAGCAUGAACCGCUAUUGCGACGGCAGUGACGACUGCGGGGAUGGCAGUGACGAACCCCUGCAUUGUACAAACUGUAACCGUACCUAUUAUGGCCAAGCUGGCACCAAGUACACACUGCGCAUGAGCGAGCCGAUUCAACGCCAUCUGUCGUUCGUGUGUCGACUAAGCUUUGUCGCAGCUGGAGACCACUUUGGAGACUUGGUCGAGAUUACUUUCCUAUCUUUCCAAGUAGGAUUCUUCCACUUAGCCAGCAACUCCACUCCAAGUUGCAUUCACGGCCUUAUGGAAGUGACGGAACAUUUGGAGCUCAAGUCGCAAAAGGCGAGAUCAACCACACAGUACAGUAUUGAACCAAUGGCACUCGUCAAGGAAAGGCUUGACGCAUAUCGCACAGUGGAGACCGAAGACGUCAGCUCCAAGAAAAGCGCCGUUCACUUUGGCGGCUUCUGCGGUAGCCUAGUGGGAAGAAGUGCAACCUUCUACAGUGCAGGUGGAAACGUUACUGUGCAGAUGUCUUUCCCAAUGGCGUCUUCGCUCAACAUUGCUACGGCAGGGCUCUUUCUCACAUAUCGAUUCCUGAAUCGUCGGUCUACUGGUUUGGCUUCAACCAUAGAUAGCCAAAGAAGCAUCUACUACGGUGAAAGCAUACCAGGAACGUACUGCGACCGUCGGUUCCAGGAUUGUGAAGGACGAAGAUGUAGAAUCCGAUCGCCAAAUUACCCUGGGUUCUACCUUCGAAACAUAACGUGUACAUAUCACGUGAAACAAGAGAAUUCUAGGCCUGGCCAUAUAUCGCAGGUUGUAGUGCGUCAAGACAAUGAGUACAAGAUGAGCAUCCAUAGCGGUACGGCAAACGCCGGAGCCGUCGUGUACAAUGCUCUGACCACAGAAUGUGCCAGCGAUGUAGUGAGAAUAUUUGACGGAUCUCCGUCUGAAAAGGUUCUCCUGCAGGAGUUCUGUGGGUCGGGCACGUUACCCGAUGUCGUAUCAUCGGGACCGGAGCUAACUGUACAGCUCGUGAGCGCUCCAUUUCAGCAACUCGUCGAGUCCAGAAUGGAACUCGAUGUUCAUAUUCGUUACGAAGACAAAACGCAACUUCGAAUGUCUGGAAGAUCCUGUAGGUUUCUAAUGGACAGUACGGAAAAGCGCAGCGGUAUUGUGUACACUCCGAAGCACUCUAUACCGGAGAACACAAUGUGUACAUUUGAAUUCUUAGGUCGGUCCAGAUUCGAUCGGGUAUGGCUUUACUUCACCGAUUAUUUCGUGCCUGAUCGUCAGCCGUGGACUAGUGUGAACGCGGAAAAAUGUGAUGUAAGCCAACUGGAAAUAUACGAUACCUUGCACGCAAAUAUGACGUCAGCUGUUUCCCUGGUGGGAAAAUUUUGCGAGAAGUCUUCACCGAGAGUCUGCAGUCAUGCCCACGACUAUCGUGAUCUUGUACCAGCGAGACCAUGCAAGAUGUCCGCUGAAAGCUACCUGUCAAACACACCAGGAAUGCUAAUCAAGUAUCGAGUAUUUAGGAGCAGCGACAUAACGGCUCGAACGAGCUCUUUCACUGCAAGAUAUGAAUUCGUUGACACGUCACAGAACGGCAUGCCAGUUAAUGGCACACUCUGCGACCGCAUUUUUCGUAGUGCGCAAAAGCCUAGAGGUCGCGUUGCGUCACCUAAAAACGUUUUCUUGUACGGACGGGGCGACUCAUCAUCGAUUAAAUGCUCCUAUCAUUUCCAUGGUGCUGUGUCUGAACGCCUACGGCUUCGGAUUGACAAGAUAUACCUCGCCACAGAAGGUUGCUCUACGACGUACGAUGAAAAUCAAAUUCAGCACUAUUGCACGUACCCGACGAAUGACACUUGGAGACGGCGCUUCGGAGAAUUGCGUGUCACCGAAACUUGGCUUGGUAUCACGAUACCCCUAGGAUGUUUCUGCAGCAACUCAACAUUCCUGCAUAUGCCACUCGACCUAACGUCUGUUGGUCACGAUAUUGUGAUGACGUUUACGGUACAAGGAAUGACCGUAGACGAAGACUUUGAUAGUUUUGGAUUCGAAGCAUCCUACGAAUUCUUACCGCCAGGUGGGUGUGGGCAGGACCGCGUUCUUCGCGGUCACGUUGGAGAUGCAGUCUUUGCGUCACGCGUGAACCACGGUGAGUACAGAGCGCUUCAGCGAUGCCGAUGGCUUCUCGAAGCUUCGCCUGGGAAGUUUUUGUACGUUCAAGUUAGCGGUGGCAGAGAGAGCAUUCGUCAAUGUGGUGCGGACAGACUGUUGGUGUACUCUGGGACUAACUUGACGCACGUGACCAUGCUAUGCGCACUAUCGGAACAUGCUCAGGCAAGACAAUCGACGGAAGAGAGCGGCCAGGACACCGUGGCUAUUUUUUCUUCUUCCUGGACGAAUGGUUCUCAAUCACCCUAUCGACCAGAGAGACUUGUGUUGGAAACUUUAAGCACGGAGCCCACAACGGGUUUCCGAGUAAGAUGGAUGGAAGUUAUGCGUCCUUUUUUCACCACAAAGACGGGGCAGACUCUUCGAAACGUCAACUGCAUUCAUGAGUGUCCCGAACUGGACGCCUGCAUCAGCCCUCAAUUGUGGUGCGACGGGGAAGUGCACUGUCCAUCUGGUUUGGAUGAAAAUCCAGAAAGUUGUCACAGGUUCCCCAUCUUUUAUGUGCUGCUAGGAUGCAGUGCAGUGUUGUUGCUAGUCAUGUCCUCGGUCGCGGCCGGCUUUGUCCGACAAUUUAAGAAGGGAAAGAGAGCCUCGGAAGAAAUGCCCAUGAGUGCGGUGUGAGAUGGUUUUUCGGCUCAUUAUAGCGCUUCUGCUGUGACUCAAAAUGACACAAUCUACCCGCCGUAUUAUAGGGUACUUGACGCUGGGGUCUUUAUAUGUGGUCGCCAGCUUCACCGCCUUAGGGUAAUUUUUACUGUGUGAAGCGUAAAGUACGUAAACAUAUAAUGUGACGCUACAUAAGGAAUAUCAAAGUGUGAACUCAACGACCCGAACAGUGACCGAGUCAUAAACUUCUGUGAACAAUGCACGAAAAUAGGACUUAUACAAAUAUGAUGUUUGUACGCUCAUCAUUGUUGUUCGAUGCCAAAAGCAAAUAUGUGUGCGAUCUUGCUGUAAGUCACGUUGCAUCUCUUUACCGCUGUGUUUCGUCUCGUGCAUCUGACAUUUGCUCACAAGUGUAACAGGCAAGGAAGAUUUUUCAACCAGCUUACUUGGAACAUUACUUUCGUGUUGUGCUUCAACUUCUUUAAAUGGAGCGGGCGUGGGCUCGAAAAUAUAUGUUGGCCUAAUAUA